UCUAUUGUCGCAAGUCGAUGGAAAAUAAGUUGUAGGUCCUUUAAUAAGCUGUGGGGGGCAGCAACUCAAAAGUCGUGCCAAAUAAAAAAAGAAGAAGUAGCCUAUGGGUAAACAACACUGAGAACUACAGUAAAUGCAUCCCCAGUAAAAUAAGCCAAGACCAUGGCCGCGUCCUCUUCGUCGUCCUCUGCGGGAGGAGUGAGUGGAAGUUCAGUGACAGGCUCGGGGUUCAGCGCCUCAGAGCUCAUACCGCCCAGGAAGGUCCUCUACACAUACCCGAAGGGUGCGGGUGAAAUGAUGGAAGAUGGAUCUGACAGAUUUCUAUGUGAGUCCGUAUUCAGCUACCAAGUGGCAUCGACAUUAAAACAAGUGAAGCAUGAUCAACAGGUGUCGCGAAUGGAGAAACUUGCAAGUUUAGUCGAAGAGCUGGAGGCAGAUGAAUGGCGAUACAAGCCCAUCGAGCAGUUACUGGGAUUCACUCCAUCAUAAAUAAAUAAUUAUGAUAAAGUUCCAGUGGCCUUUGGUUGCAUUUCCUUCAGAUGGACUGCUUAGCAAAGAUGCAAUAUUUAAUGCGUCUUCCUUUUAUAUUGUAUAAAACAGAUUGUUAUUAUUCUACAGUAAUGUGUUGUUUUUCUCCAUAUGUGAACACACAAUAAGUGUUUUUAUCCAGUUCUUGCUGUAGCAUUUGUUCUGUUUCCAUUUCCAACAUUGGAACUAUAUCACUUUGCUGUGCCACCGUCAUCAUGAAUAGUUCCAGUACACAUUGUUUUCUGGAAAGCUUGUGUUAUUGCUGUUUACCUGUGUUGACCUUCGGUACACCCUCCUGGGUGUGUGAAAACAAGAAUUACACAUAACUCCUGCUCUUUAUUGGCAUCAUAACAACUGCCCAUAAAGGUAAGCCUUAUUUGUAUUUCUCAAUUUCAAACUUAUUCUUGGCCAUUUAUAAAAGGAUCUUGGAUUACUUAAAAAAAAAUCUACUUUGCCAUGUUUUAUUUUAUACCGUUGUAUUUUUCUUACUAGCUGUCUGCUAUAUAAAAUUGGUAAGGCAAAUGCAGAUGUUAUACUAUAUGCAGAAAUCAUGUAAAACGAAAUGUUUUAAUAUGUACCUUAGUUCAAUGGUUUAUGUUGAAUAUACAUUCAACUGUGUAUUGUUUUUAUUGUUCACUGCUUCAGCACAGGCGGUAAUAAACGGUUAUCUUAUCUAAACUUUUCAUUUGUUUUGAAGACUGUAGACCUCAAAGUUCCUGCCAGUGAAUAGAUGUUAUCAUACGAGUGGUGGUUGUACAAAAUGUACUGUUCGAGGAGCGGACUAUAUGCUUCCUCUUUUUGUUCUCCUUUUUUUUUUUUUUUUAACAUAUCGCAGAUAACUGUCACAUGACAUAGGACACCUUGAGCUGAAUCUCAGAUAUACUUAACAACUAUGUCCUGGCUAUUAUUAUGCAAAUUUAAGAAUUCAAUGACUGAAGUUUUAACUUUAUUCUGAAGGUAAACUAACUUUCCUUAAACUUCUACAUGUGUAUAGUUGAACCCACAAAAAUAUCUGCAUGCACUAUGAAAUCUAAUCUAAAUGCAAACGUGUCCAUCCGGGCUGACAGUUGAAGAUGUUAUUGCAUCGGAUCGAAAUGAUAACAAGGAACUUAGAACAUUCUGUGCUUUCUGCAGUGUUGUUUUCUCGGAGCUCCGCCUCGCAGUAGAAAAGCCUUCACACCCCACUCACUCCCUCCCUCCCUCCCGUAUUUUUCCACAGCAUAUACGGUAUCAGGACUCUCGGUCAACAAACUUGGGAUACGUCUUAAACAUCCUGGGAGCUUUUCAGCUUGUUUAUCUCGCAAGUUGAGCUCUUCCUGUUGACAUACACAUGUAGGCCACCACUAUAGGCUAAUUCUGUCAGUGGAAUCCUAUUCCCUUCUUCUUGUUGUACAUGGGAUGGGAUUGGGACAUACCUGUACACAUAAGGAUUAAGUCAUAGGCUAUGACCUGCAAUGUGCAGAAUGCAUUGCAAGAUAUUGGCCAUUACAACUUGACAGUGGCGAUACAUUAUUCACCUUGUACAAUGUACAAUGUACAAGGUGAAUUUGCCUUUGUCUUGCUUUCUGGGACAAGUACAAUGGGCUGCAUACGAAUGUUGUUUUCAAAAAUAUUCACACAUACAACUGCAUCCUAUUAUAACAUCUAACAUUAUGUACUCGAAUUGUAUGUCCUACUGUAUUGUACUGUCAAAAACGAUGCGUUGUUGGUUUUUUUUUUUAACUCGAACGCAUUCACCGAUAGCCCAAAAACAUGAUGUAAUGUUUGAGCAAAACAAAUGACGUAAUGUGCACUGCAACACUGAACCAGUGGAGUUUUGCAUAUUUUAACCAUUUCAACUCUUCUUGGUUCCUGGAGAGCAGUUUAGUUUAGUUUUUUUGUUUGUUUGUGGAUGUUAAACAAUUAAACGUAUCUUUGUCCGGGCAUGUUCUUGGAAAUUUCCACAACACUAAUGUCCUAUUGUCACCCCAGCCCCCUUUUUUUCUUCUGUUUCCUCUUCUCUGCUGGCAUGUUACCAGGCAGGCUAUAGCGUUGCUGCCGUGCCUCUCUUUUUGAUUGGCUAAUCGACGAGAAUGGGCGUGUGCUAACCACUGCGGUAUAAAUACAUUGUUGCGAAGAAAGAAAGCUGCAGAGCUGAGCAGCUGAUGAAACGGAUCAGUACUAGCAGAGACAGUCUAGAUAGCUCUUGGUUUUAUGGAACUUCUUACAGUUUUCGGUUCCUAACGACGCUUCUGCAGCUUUAUACUUUACU
Gadus chalcogrammus (walleye pollock) is the source of this 2779-nucleotide messenger RNA. It is a transcript of the gene anapc16, whose product is annotated as anaphase promoting complex subunit 16. Lineage: Eukaryota; Metazoa; Chordata; Actinopteri; Gadiformes; Gadidae. The transcript has 4 exons. Gene Ontology annotation, biological process: protein ubiquitination. Gene Ontology annotation, cellular component: cytosol; anaphase-promoting complex; kinetochore. The coding region runs from base 163 to 489 and encodes 108 amino acids. The record is from RefSeq and is a predicted model, not a curated record.